Messenger RNA from Calypte anna (Anna's hummingbird), 1716 nucleotides. It is a transcript of the gene CCDC63, whose product is annotated as coiled-coil domain containing 63. Gene Ontology annotation, biological process: cilium movement; outer dynein arm assembly. Gene Ontology annotation, cellular component: axoneme. The transcript is spliced from 11 exons. Lineage: Eukaryota; Metazoa; Chordata; Aves; Apodiformes; Trochilidae. The record is from RefSeq and is a predicted model, not a curated record.
AUGGAGAACCCCACCACACUCCACUGUGAUGACACCACGGUGGUCACCAGACCAGUGGAAGUUCCACAGAACCUGGAACAGUGCUGGCAAGAAAUGUCCUCUUUAAAGCAGAAGCUUUUGGACCUUCCUGAAAAGGAUGAAGAAAAGAUGGCUGAAGUGCAGAUGAGGAGGCUGCAGAAAAAGCUCAAGAUAGGAGCAGCCAAGAAGAAAUCUUACAGUGCCAAUGUGAGGCAGCAGAUGCAGGCCCAGGAAAAAGAACUAGAGUCACUAGCCCAAAAGCAUCAAGAGGUGUCAAUAAAGCUCAGCUGGAUCAUGAGAAAUGGGAUGCUGGAUGCCAGAAAACGCAUGAAGCUCCAGCGCUUUCAAGAAACCAAGGAUCAGUAUGAUGCUCUGAUUAGAGACAGAAAAGCCAUAGUAGCUGACCUGGACAACCAGAUACAAGAACUUAAAAAAAAUAUUGUGAAGCAAUACCAGGCAGUGAGGGUAAAGCAAAUGAACAGUGGCCAACAGCUGCAAAAGCAGAUUGAGACCCUAGAGACGCAGCUCAACAACGUCACUGUUCAGUUUGAUACCAUCCUGACCAGAAAUAAGAGCCUUCGAGAAGAGAUAGAAAACAUGGAAAUCCAGAAGGCUCUUCUUGACAAAAUCUACUUGAAGCUCCAUGAGAAGCUGGAUAAGCAGAAUAGGAGAAUGGGCAUUGCUGUUGAGGAAUCCACACGAGCCCAUCAGCAACGGAUGGACACUCUGGCAAAGAUGUCAGAUCUGAAGGAAAAGCACAACAAAGAUACUGCCCAGUACCAUGCCGAGAUGCAGGAGUGGCAGCGUGGCCUUGCAGAGGAGGACAAACUGAAGGCUUUCAUAUUAAGCAAAUGGACCAAUCGCUCAGAACUGGAGGAGGAAGCCAAGAAGAAAAAAGCCUUGAAGACAGCCCAAUGGCUGAAGAAAAACCAAGGGGAGAGCCUGGAGAGCCGGGAGGUGGUUUACAGGCGCCUGCUGGAGCUGGCAGAGGAUGGCAACAUCGAGGAGCUGGUGAAUCGCUUCAUCGCGAAGGAGGAAAAGAACUACGCCUGCUUCAGCUAUUCCACUGAGCUGAACAAGCAGGUGGAGAAGCUGCAGUGCAGGAUCCAGGCCCUGCAGGACGAAAUUACAACCCUGGAGGUGAACCAGGACACUGCCAAGAGAAGCAGCCUUUCUGUCCUGCAGGAUCUGGAGGAAAAAUUACAGAAAACAACUGAGGAAGCCAACUUUUAUGAAGAAAGAUACAAGGAGAGCAGCAAAGUCCUGGGCCAGCUCAAACAUAUCAUGGAGACCCUGCUGGAGGAAUUCGACUGUGAUCAUACCAAGAUCAGGAAGGAGCAUGGAGAAGAAGGGUGGAUCACAGAUCAGAACCUGAUGCAGUGUUUGGGUCUCCUGGAGAAGAAAGCUAAAAAACUCCUGAUGGAGGACACCAUCCUGCGCUACAAGUUGCUUGAAGACUCUGACCAGGAACAGGCCUUCUCCAGCUCACUGCUGGCCGGCUCUGCUCUCCUGCAUACCAUGGAGCCCUCCCGGCUCUGCCCGCAGCCCCCGGCCGUGAACAGCACAAACGACCUCGUCGAGGCCCUGGAAGUGCCGCUGGACCAUGAACAACUGCGCCAGCUCGUUCUCCAGAGCCACGCGGAAAGAGCCGGUGCUGCCAGCCUGGAGAACAAGUAAAGAAGCAGCAUCAAAGCCUGA